Messenger RNA from Choloepus didactylus (southern two-toed sloth), 2537 nucleotides. RefSeq names its product ankyrin repeat and zinc finger peptidyl tRNA hydrolase 1 (gene ANKZF1). NCBI's taxonomy places the organism in Eukaryota, Metazoa, Chordata, Mammalia, Pilosa, Megalonychidae. The record is from RefSeq and is a predicted model, not a curated record. Gene Ontology annotation, molecular function: protein binding. The coding region runs from base 132 to 2330 and encodes 732 amino acids. The transcript has 14 exons.
UACCGCUCGGCUCACCGGGAUAUUUGGUGAAGUUAUUGAGAGCGGGGGCGAGUCUACGAGGUCUAGUCGUUUCCGAAGCUCGGAACUCGGGUAACAGAGAGGAGCUCCUUCCAAGUAAUUUCUGCUCAGCUAUGUCGCCUGAUCCAGCUGCAUCCCCGGCUCCUGCAUCGGUCUCCCUAUUUGACCUCAACGCUGAUGCUCCCGUCCUUCAGGGCCUGAGCCUGGUGAGCCACUCUCCUGGGGAGGCUCUUCGCACUUCCUGUUCAGGUUCAGGGAAGAAUGGGAGCCCAGAAAGAAAACUCAUCCAGGGUCCUCCUGAUAUUUCAGAGAAGUUAUUUUGUUCAACCUGUGAGCAGACCUUCCAGAACCACCAGGAACAGAGGGAACAUUACAAGCUUGACUGGCAUCGGUUUAACCUAAAGCAGCGUCUCAAGAACAGGCCUCCCUUAUCUGCCCUGGACUUUGAAAAGCAGAGCUCUGGAGGAGAUCUUUCCAGCAUCUCAGGAUCAGAAGACUCAGACUCAACCAGUGAGGAGGACUUGCAGCUAUUGGACGAGGAGAGGGCUGAAUUUGAGAAGCCUGCCCGACCCCCAGGCUUCCACCCCCAUCGGGUUCUUUUCCAAAAUGCCCAGGGCCAGUUCCUGUCUGCCUACCGCUGUGUCCUAGGCCCUCACCAGGUAGAAUGUUUGUGCUGCUCCUGUGUCAUCCAGGUGCCCCCAGAAGAGGAAGAACUGCUGCUACAGAACCUGCAAAGUGGAGGCCCCACCUACUGCGUGGUGCUCAUGGCUGCAGCUGGGCACUUUGCUGGUGCCAUUUUCCAAGGAAGAGAAGUGGUGACACACAAAACCUUUCACCGCUACACUGUGCGGGCCAAGAGAGGUACAGCCCAGGGGCUUCAGGAUGCCCGGGGUGGGGCUUCCCGCUCUGCUGGAGCAAACUUGAGGCGCUACAGUGAAGCCACAUUACAUAAGGAGGUUCGUGACCUGCUGGCAGGACCAGGCUGGGCUAACGCACUGGAAGAGGCUGGGACAAUACUGCUGCGUGCCCCCCGCUCUGGCCGAUCCUUGUUCUUUGGAGGCCGUGGGGCACCCCUGCAACGGGGGGAUCCCCGACUUUGGGAUAUCCCCCUUGCCACCCGCAGACCUACCUUUCGAGAGCUACAUCAUGUGCUCCAUAACCUUACCACCUUGUACAUCCAUGAAGAAGACCCCCGGGAGAUAGUCAGAUUGGACCCACCUCAGAUGCGCUGGAAGACAGUGAGAGAGAGGAAGAAAGUUUCUGAGGAAGAAAGAAGAAAGGUCCGCAGUGAUGAAAAUGAAGCACUCGGGCAGAAUGCAGAAUCGUCCAAACAGGGUGCAGGUUCAGAGGGAGAGGACUGCUUCCAGGUGGAGCUGGAACUAGUGGAGUUGACACUGGAGACCCUGGGUCUUCGUGAGUUUGAAGUAUUGCCCAAGCAGAGCAGGAAGAAAAGGAAUAAGAAGGACAGAAACCGGGACCUGGAAACUGGGGCACAUAUGACUCUUCCCAAGCAACCUCAUGGAGAUGAGCCACUCAUGCAGUUGGCCCAGGCCGAUACAGCCUCCUUGGGACCAUCGCUGGAUGAGGCCAAGACCUCUGGUCAGCCAGAGCUAUGGGAUGUGCUUUUAGCUGCUUGCCGAGCUGGAGAUGUUGGGAUGCUGAAGCUCCAGCUAGCUGCCAGCCCCCCAGACCCAGGAGUCAUGUCUCUGCUCAGUGCCCCCUUGGGCUCCGGUGGCUUCACCCUCCUGCAUGCAGCAGCUGCAGCUGGGAGAAGCUCAGUGGUUUGCCUGCUGCUGGAGGCAGGUGCCGACCCCACUGUGCAGGACUCCCGGGCCCGGCCACCGUAUACGGUUGCAGCUGACAAAUCAACACGUAAUGAGUUCCGAAGGUUCAUGGAGAAGAAUCCAGAUGCCUAUGAUUACAACAAGGCUCAGGUGCCAGGGCCACUGACACCAGCGAUGGAGGCACGGCAGGCCACACGGAAAAGGGAGCAGAAGGCAGCUCGGCGGCAGCGAGAGGAACAGCAACAGAGGCAGCGGGAGCAGGAGAAGCAGGAGCAAGAGGAACAGCAGAGAUUUGCUGCCCUCAGCGACCGAGAGAAGAGAGCUCUGGCUGCAGAGCGUCGACUGGCUGCCCAGUUGGGAGCCCCUACCCCUCAGAUCCCUGACUAUACAAUCAUCAAUGCACGACGCUGCUGGAGUUGUGGGGCAUCCCUCCAAGGCCUCAUUCCCUUUCACUACCAUGACUUCUCUUUCUGCUCCACACGCUGCCUCCAGGAUCAUCGCCGUCAGGCUGGGAGGCCAUCUUCCUGAUUUCUUACAGCUCCACCUGGGGCCAACUCUAGGCCCUGACAGGGUGCAUUCACACCAGCUCUAGGUUUCUUCUUCCCCAUGAAACCAGAGUAUUUGGAAGAUUAGGGUGAGGAACACUCAGGGACCAGGACAAAGACAGGGCCAGAGAGGUGUGUGUAGCUGGUACUGUCUUUGGAACUUUAAUCACAAUAAAUUUUGGCAAGGAAA